This is a messenger RNA of Xyrichtys novacula (pearly razorfish), 372 nucleotides long. The record is from the annotation of a GenBank genome assembly. NCBI's taxonomy places the organism in Eukaryota, Metazoa, Chordata, Actinopteri, Labriformes, Labridae.
AUGCGGACCUUUUUCAAAGCUCCACCUGGGGCCAGGGACGGUGUGGCUGUGGAGGCCGACGGGGCUGGGGUGGAGGCUGACGGGGCUGCUGUGGAGGACGGCGAGGCUGCUGUGGAGGCUGACGGGGCUGCUGUGGAGGACGGCGAGGCUGCUGUGGAGGCUGACGGGGCUGCUGUGGAGGACGGCGAGGCUGGGGUGGAGGCUGACUGGGCUGCUGUGGAGGCCAACGGGGCUGGGGUGGAGGACGGCGAGGCUGCUGUGGAGGCCGACGGGGCUGGGGUGGAGGACGUGGAGGCGCGAUUCAUGCUAGAUUUCAGAUGUCCCUCGAAAUCUGCUCUGCGCAAAAUGGUGUUAUUGCACUUGAGACAGUGA